CGACUGGCAACCGCGUGUGUAACAUCGUUCCUUCCUUGUCCCUCUCUCUCUCUCUCUGUCUUUCUCUCUCUCUCUCUCGCUUUCUCGCCCCCCCUCUGCUCGUCGCACGUUGCGUCGUGCGAGUUUUUGAGUUACGUCGAGAGGCAAAGGCGGAGGGAUUGUUUGUCACCGCGGAGAUUUCGGUGCGCCGGCUGGGAGACCAGUUUCGCGGGAGGAGACGUGCGAUAAAGGUGAGAUAAGAGAUGACAGCCGAUAUCGUGUCGGUGACGAUACUCCACCGCCAGGUGCAUGGCCGUUGCGCGCCACCGGAGCGAUCUUGAGGCGAUCGGAUGUGCAGCGACGCGAAGGAUAACGAUUCGGGACACACUGUGCUCUCGCGCCGGCACAACUGCUGAUUCGCUGUUUGUCGAAUGCUCUGAUGAAGUCAUCACUCAACGGAGAACAUGAAGACCGAUUAUUUAUCGAUAAUCGCUAGGUUCUGUACGUUGCUGAUACUAUGUGGACCAGUCACGGAUGUCCAUUCGCUCGACAUACAAUCAUGCAACCAGUCCUUGGGAAUGGAGUCGGGUGACAUACCGGAUUCAGCUAUCAGCGCGUCCUCGUCGUAUGUGACGAACGUCGGGCCGCGAAAUGGCCGACUGCGGAAGGAGACCGCCGGCGGUGCUUGGUGUCCAAAAAGCCAAAUAGAGAAAGGGGUUCACGAGUGGCUUCAAGUUGACCUGCAGAGUGCUCACGUCAUUACUGGUGUGCAGACGCAGGGCCGUUACGAUCACGGCCGCGGUCAGGAAUACGUCGAAGAUUACACCGUAGAGUAUCGACGUCCCGGCUUCACUCGAUGGCGCCGAUAUAAGCGCUGGGACAACAAAGAGGUUUUAACCGGCAACAGCGACACCUCCACCGUUGUAUCGCACAAUUUGAUUCCACCUAUCUUCGCCAGUCAAAUCCGGAUCUUACCGCACUCGGAACACAGACGUACGGUUUGCCUUCGCAUCGAGCUCAAAGGAUGCCGAGACACGAGCGGCGUCAGGAGCUACACUAUACCAGAUGCUUCUCUACCGGAGUUUAGUGACAUCUCGUAUGACGGUAAAAAGCAGGACAACUUGCUGACCGAUGGCUUAGGUUGUCUAAUCGAUGGCGAGGUCGGCGCAGAUAAUUACAGACUGGACAUGGGAAAUGGAAAAGGCACGGGCUGGGUUGCUUGGCUUCGUGACACUUUCCAAGAGAACUUCGUGGAGCUCAUCUUCGAGUUUGAAGCCAUCAUGGUCUUCGAAGCGGUACACAUCUAUACCAACAAUUAUUUCUCGCGGGACGUUCAGGUAUUUUCGAAGGCGGAGAUAUGGUUCUGCACCGAGGGCGAGAUCUAUGAAGACGAGUUCUUGCCUUAUUCCUAUAUACCGGACGUCGUGCUGGAAAACGCUCGAAACGUUUCAAUCGGUCUGCACGGACGGCAAGGAAGACUUCUCAAAUUGCAUCUGUACUUCGCCGCACGAUGGAUCAUAAUCGGCGAAGUAACAUUCGACGCAACAAAUCCCUACGAAAACACUACGGAAGAAGCGGCGUCCGAGUUUAGCAACCGGGAGAUUCCAGUCAACCCCGAAGUGGAUCUCAACUUACAAACGAUUACAGCACCAGGAGAGGGCCAGGAAUAUCUCGAGGUACUGAUAGGGGUCCUCACUGCCAUUAUACUGCUGCUCUUGCUGGUCUUCUUCAUUAUCCUGUUUUUGAAUCGACGACAAAAGCUGCAGAGCUCUCCGACGGUGUUAAAAAAUCCAUUUGGCUUCGCCAUCAAUAUGAAGGGUCUUCUCUUAAACCUAACACCCGGUGGGAUGCUGGCGGCGGAAACCGCCAAUCAUGUCUCACCUGAUAUGCCGGAGGACGUCAGUAUGCACGAGUCACUUACGAUGGAGCAAUUUAAUUCGCCGCUCGUCAGUCCCCAAUACAAAUCCACGUACGCGAUCGUAGCCAAUUCCGAGUCCCCGAAGGAUUUUAAGAACAUAGAAGUUUCGGAAGAGAACGUACGGCUCGACGCGAGACCGGAAUCCGCGGUCGGUCCAUCCAGUUGCUCCUCGUCACCGACUAACUCGCCGGCUCGUCACUCCCAACAUUACAGAACCCUUCAAAGUUAUAGCAGUCCAACUAGGAAACUCAAUAUCGCGGUUACGCCCAAUCACCAAAGGGACGUCGAUCAGGUUCACUCGAAACGCUGGCAUACAGCGCCAAAGGAGAAGCACAAGAUACCAGCACCUAUCGUCAGUUGGAACAUCGCACCCAGCAUGAACAAGCCGUACAAGUGCAGGGAAAUAGAGCCAACCAAUAUACCACGUCAGUGCCUACGAACGACAGAGAAACUUGGCUCGAGGACUAUAGGAGAGGCUAUAAUAUGCGAGACCGUUGGUCUAGACGAGAUCGUAUCUGGCGCUCCCAGAUUAGUCGUUGCUCGUGUACCCCUGUGUACCAGCGAUAUCCGAAGUAACAACGCAGUAGACCAAAUGAGGGAAGUACAAUUUCUAUCGUGUUUAUCCGACCCGAAUGUGGCACGUAUCUUAGGGGUCUGCACGGUCGAGCCAGUGCCGUGGACGAUCAUCGAGUAUACAGAACUCGGUGAUCUCGCUCAUUACCUUCAAUACAGUGUACCGCUCACGGGAACGCUCAGGCCAAACUGCAAUCUAAAAGCUCUUAGUCAAAGUUGUCUGCUUUAUAUGGGGACGCAGAUAGCAUCGGGAAUGAGAUUUCUCGAAUCAAAGAAUCUGGUGCACAAGGACCUGGCGGCCAGGAAUUGUCUGGUAGGUCGUUCUUACACCGUGAAAGUGACCGAUAUAGCCAUGUGCAGCGAUCUUUACAAGAAAGACUACAGCGAUAUAGGAGGUAGACCACCCGCACCGAUCAGAUGGUUACCGUGGGAAAGUAUUCUGCUGGAUAGGUAUACAUGUUCGAGUAGCAUAUGGUCUUUUGCCGUGACACUCUGGGAGGUAAUGAGUCUGGCUAGGGAAAAGCCCUUUCAACAUCUGUCAAAUGAUCAAGUUAUUCAAAACGCCGAGCAUAUGUACUAUGGAGCGGAGCUACAAGUACUUUUACCGAGACCAACAAUGUGUCCGGAGGAGGUCUAUCGGGUGAUGUGCUCAUGUUGGAGAAGAGACGAAACCUCGCGACCAACCUUCAAGGACAUCUAUACGUUCCUGAAGAACGUAAUAGCGGACUAUCGACCUGGUGCAUAAAUAAUCUUGAUUAACUGUGAUACGGAAUGGACGGCAAGUCCCUCGGGAUCUGAACGACGUUGUCGGGAAUAUUCCGAGUAGGACGAAGCAUUAUAUGAGAUCGUACUCGCCCGGGCAUGACGCCUCGCGCGAAAUCAGAUUCUCCAGAAAUGUACAAUCGUUAGUUUUAGACAUACAUGUAUCGGAGGCGCUAGAUCCCGUGUCUCCUUGCGUAGAAAACUCGGGAAAUGGAAAACUCGUACGCUGAGUGCAAAACUCAGCGGCGAUCGUGAACGAUCUCCCGCAGACUUUAUCGCGCGUAAUCUGUUUUUCAGACAAGAGCAAUGGCGAUAAUCGACGUCUCGGAGCGAAUGCCAAACGAGCACGAGGAGAGAUGUAUAAUUGACGUAUAAGUGUUAGGUUUGUUUUCUUCAGAUAAUCAAGAUCGAUAAUUUCACUCUUCUUCAACUCGAGUGUAUAAUCGCGUCACUUUUGUCCGGACGUUUAACAAGAUUUCAUUUUCUAGUCAAUACGAAUCUUUAAUUCUCACGAAAGUGCUAUCGUGUACAGUAUUCUAAUAUUAAUAACAUGUAAUGUAUGCUACUAUGCUCAGUAUUGAUAAAGUCUAUCCAUUUGUACAUACAAAUUUAGGUCUUAACGCCAGGUAAAUGGGAAGUUUUACGGCAGUAAGUCACGACGGCUACUUUUUUUUCUUUUAUUAAUACUUUAAAUUAUUACGUUUAACUCUUCUACAUGCCCGACGAUGCGAAAGCGCCGCCAAUAAAGUUAUUUUUCAUUUUAAGUUUUAACAAAAUUAAUUAAGUUGUCUUAAAUGUAAAAAAAUCUGUGAAAACAAGGUCGGGCAAUAUUUGAAAAGAAGUUAGAUGUUCAAUCGAUUAAAUACAUACAAGUAUGAUGUAAUUUUAUUAGCUUACCGUCUUGCUACGCCCUAAAAAUUUCAACUUAGUCAACUUGUACAUUCGAAGCCCAUCAGUAGUAAGUACUUAUUAUUCUAUCGUUCGUUUAAGUUGGAACUGUACUACGCUAAGAGGUGUAGAUUUCAAGUAUGUUCUUCCCAAGGACGUAAUAUGAACACAUAUCUUCGCCCGUUUUUAUUUAAGAACAGACAAUGAUGCUAAAAACAUCUAGCAAUGAGUAUCAUGCUUUGGACGGAAUUAAUAAAAAUUUAAACAACGCCAUGUAUUUGUUGGAAUUUCAAAUUACGGACGCUUGAGCGUGUCGAUAGCAAUACAAAAUAAAAAUGUUAAUAAAGAGAUAAACAAUAAUGAUAUAAUAA
This is a messenger RNA of Vollenhovia emeryi, 4491 nucleotides long. Its product is annotated as discoidin domain-containing receptor 2-like. Bases 444 to 3215 code for a protein of 923 amino acids. NCBI's taxonomy places the organism in Eukaryota, Metazoa, Arthropoda, Insecta, Hymenoptera, Formicidae. Gene Ontology annotation, molecular function: ATP binding; collagen binding; protein tyrosine kinase collagen receptor activity. Gene Ontology annotation, biological process: cell surface receptor protein tyrosine kinase signaling pathway; protein phosphorylation; positive regulation of kinase activity. The transcript has 17 exons. Gene Ontology annotation, cellular component: signaling receptor complex. The record is from RefSeq and is a predicted model, not a curated record.